Molecule: messenger RNA, 615 nt
Organism: Paralichthys olivaceus (Japanese flounder)
Lineage: Eukaryota; Metazoa; Chordata; Actinopteri; Pleuronectiformes; Paralichthyidae
Source: RefSeq, a predicted model, not a curated record
AUGUAUACACCUACACAUCUGGGCCGCAUCACCAUCUGCUGCGUGACAGGAAACAUAGGAGAGUCGUGGGAGCAGACCUGGCUGAAGAACUACGGUUACCUGCUGCCUCACAACGUCCGCACCUCGGACCUGCGGCAGGAGAAAGCCAUGCAGUGGAUGAGGAGACCUCGCUGUGGCGUCCCAGAUCAUCCUCACACCAGCCGCCGACAGAGGAAUAAACGCUACGCCCUGACGGGACAGAAAUGGAGAGAUAAAAAGACCUCGUACAGCAUCUCCAACUUCACCCCCAAAGUGGGUGAGAAGGACACGCAGAGAGCGAUCCGACAAGCCUUCAACGUGUGGCAGACCGUCACUCCGCUCUCCUUCCAGGAGGUGCCGUACUCAGAGGUCAAAAACGAGGGAAAGGAGGCGGACAUCAUGAUCUUCUUUGCCUCUGGUUUCCAUGGUGACAGCUCUCCGUUUGACGGAGAGGGGGGAUUCCUUGCCCACGCCUAUUUCCCUGGUGCUGGCAUCGGAGGAGACACACACUUUGACUCUGACGAGCCCUGGACGUUGGGCAACGCCAACAAUGACGCCGCUGAUGGUGGGAUGAUCACUGUGGAGGUGGCUCAGUGA